AUGGCAAUUUUAUCAUCUCCGCAAAGGAAAAUGGUGCUAUCUGAGGUGAAAUAUUUAGGGGGUUUUUCAGAAAAAUAAACGGCUGAAAAAUCAAAAUGUUUUUUUAAUGAAAUCUUAUAUUAUUUAUCCUACAAAUGGGGAUUUUGUUAUUUUCCAAAUAUUUCAGGUGUAUGAAUGGAUAAUGACAGAAUAUCCGUAUUUUCAAAGUCGGGGAGCUGGUUGGCGAAAUUCUAUUCGUCACAAUUUGUCAUUGAAUGAUUGUUUUGUGAAAGCUGGAAGAGCCGCUAAUGGAAAAGUGAGUUUUUGAAUAAUAAAAGGGAUCAUGUUUGAAAAUUGGAAAUUAUUAUGAUUUUCAGCACUGAAUGCUGCAGCAAAACUCAAAUUUAAUAAAUUUUAUCGAAAAAAUCAAAAUUUAGCAGUUUCCAUUAUUUUGGGAAAUUUCAUGAAAAAAAUAUCCUAUAAAAAAUCUUGGUCUAAAAGAUCGUAAAAAUUGAUUUUCAAGAAUAAUUCCAUAUUUCUAGGGUCAUUACUGGGCAGUGCAUCCAGCUUGUCAACGCGAUUUUGAACGCGGCGAUUUUCGUCGCCGUCGCGCUCAACGAAAAGUUCGUCGUCACAUGGGAUUAUCUGUGGAUGAAUGCGAUUCUUCAGCCGACGAACUUCUAUUAGACGAUGAUUUUCUGAUUGCCUCUCAAAAUUCAUCGCCAAUUUCAAUUCCUCAAUUUUUUGUGUUGAGUCAAAGUUCAUCUUCGAUAUCUUCAGGAGUUCAAAAUCGAAUUAAAUCCUUCACAAUUGACGCAAUUUUGGCGCAUACUUAA
Messenger RNA from Caenorhabditis angaria, 815 nucleotides. The record is from the annotation of a GenBank genome assembly. Lineage: Eukaryota; Metazoa; Nematoda; Chromadorea; Rhabditida; Rhabditidae.